Messenger RNA from Fusarium keratoplasticum, 738 nucleotides. RefSeq lists its product as uncharacterized. The record is from RefSeq and is a predicted model, not a curated record. Bases 1 to 738 code for a protein of 245 amino acids. NCBI's taxonomy places the organism in Eukaryota, Fungi, Ascomycota, Sordariomycetes, Hypocreales, Nectriaceae. The transcript has 2 exons.
AUGCUCGCCAACUCCCUCUUCUUCCUUGCCUCAGCCGCUCUGGCUCUGGCUAACCCUGUUCGGUAUCGUCCUGGCUCCAGCUGCACUACCUCGCGGCCUGAACCAGUUCUUCCUCAGACCGGUGCUGAAGAGCUUCAGUCUCCUCCUCAAGGUGCUACCCUCAAGCACAUCGCCCUUGGCUUCGGUAUCCAGAACUACACCUGCAAGGGAGAUGGCGCCGACGCCACUGCCGCCGGUGCUCUCGCCAUGCUCUACGAUGUAACUCACCUCUACCCCGGCCAGAGCCGUGUCUCCCUCUCUCAGGAGAAGUGGGCAGCUCUCACUGCCACUGCUCUCUCCAGUCACGAAAUCCCCCUCAACCUGAACACUUACGGCAUUGGAGCCUCCUCCACCAACCCCUUCCCUCAGGACGCCCCCCUUGAGCUCGACGGCUACAGGAAGAUCCCCUUCGCCGGCCACCACUACUUCAACGCCAACGGUGUCCCCACCUUUGACCUCACCAAGGCCCAGCAGCUGCUCUUUGGCAAGAAGGUCGCCGGUGUCAAGGCCCCUACCUCUGCCAGCGCUGGUCCUGAUGGUACUGGCGCCGUUGACUGGCUCUACCUCGGUGAUGCUGGUGGCAGCUACGGCGUCACCUCCGUCUACCGCGUCUUCACCGCCGGCGGCAACUCCCACGGCUGCAAGAGCGCCGGCACCGAUAGCACCUCGUACACUGCCAUGUACUGGUUCUACGGCUAA